Vittaforma corneae ATCC 50505 is the source of this 585-nucleotide messenger RNA. RefSeq lists its product as uncharacterized. The transcript has a single exon. Gene Ontology annotation, biological process: translation. Bases 1 to 585 code for a protein of 194 amino acids. The record is from RefSeq and is a predicted model, not a curated record. Gene Ontology annotation, molecular function: RNA binding; structural constituent of ribosome. Lineage: Eukaryota; Fungi; Microsporidia; Nosematidae. Gene Ontology annotation, cellular component: ribosome; cytosolic large ribosomal subunit.
AUGUCAGCCAUAGACUACAAGACCCUUCCAUUCUCAGCAAAGGGUGGGGCUAAAGCCUCUAAAAGCCAGAACAAGAAUCUCCUACGGCUCCAGGCCUUUUUUAAAAAGAUCAUCGAUGCUUCGGUUGAGAACUGUCCUGUUCUUAUACGGCAAAUUGAGAAGAGGCUCAGAACAACAAGGAGAUGCAGGCCAGCUGUUAAAAUCUCAAAAGUAGUGAAGGAUCUUGAGGGAAGUACCAACAAGACACCUUUGAUAGUAGCGAAGAUUCUUGAUGACGAAACUAUCAUGGAGUUUCCUUCCAUUAAUCUUGUAGCACUUUCGUGGAGCAAGAGUGUCCAGAAGAAGAUAGAGGCCAACGGAGGAACUAUCUCAACACUUGAUCAGUUCAUGAAAGUGGCAGGCUCGCUUGAGAACAUUGUUCUUAUUUCGGGAGACAUAAAUAAGAGGAAAUCUGCCAAAUACUGGGGCCCAGCACCUGGCGAGAAAGGAUCCAAGACUUAUCCCAGGACUAACCACAAGACCAAGAACUGCGAGAAGCGCAUAAGAGCACCAAAGCCUUUAAAGUUUGAGGACGAAUCUGAUUAA